UGGUUAAACAUUUAAUCAUAAAUAAAAUUACUAGCUUAAGAUUUUUUCAUGAUUUCUAAAAUACAGCUAACUGUAAAUCUAUAAAGCUAAUAAAAUUGAUAUUAUCAAAAAUUAUGAUGAAUUGGAAUUUAUUAGAGCCAUGAUGACAAGAUGGAUUUUGCGAUGAGAUGAAUUAACUUUCUCAUGUGUUGUUUUACUUCAGUUUCUUACCGACAUAUUCUGAAUGGUGAACCAAUAAGAAAGAAUAACUCGAUAAGCCUAGUUAUAUUUGAAGACUCAAAACGAAGGGCUUAAGCUCUCUUCUAAGUCGUACGAUCAGGUUGUUAGAUCUGCAGAGAGUUAUGGAGCCACCAUCGAUCUUAAUCUGUUGGGCCCUCAUCCACCAGACCAAGAGGAGAGAGCGUAAAAAUAUGUACAAGAUAAUGGUAGAUGAUAGAAACAUAUUUUGUGGUUUAGUGUAAUCAACAUUAUAGAAGACGGAAGAUGCAUGCUGUAACACUCUUAGCACUGUACGAUAGUGAGUUCUUCUUUUUUUUUGAUAAGUAUUUGAAUUUUCAUUAACUUGUUAAUGACACAAGGAGAUUACAGGUUUUUUGAAGAACUCAAAUCCUAUAAAUCUAAUAGGCUAAUUAAAGCACAAAUGCUAAAGAGAGCCACAAAAAAGGUAAAACGACUCUGUAGAACAACAAAUCAUUUUAGAUGUACGGUUAUUACAAAUAGCCACGGAAACACUCUAACUGGCUCAGAGUGUUUGAUCCUCCUUUGUUCCCGCUUGUUUUCAUUUUAAUCAAAAGCACUUACUUAACCAUCCACUAACACUUAUCUCCCAUCACUCUCUCCCACUAUCUCUCUUCUCGUAACCAACCCGACUCUUUGUCUUAUAAAAAUCCUAAUUUAUUAACCCUAGAACCAGAUUCACUCCAUUGUUGUUUACUCUCGGGAUAAGAAAGUUAAAAAAAAAAGAGAUGUUUCUUUGGCUAGUAAUUGUCUUAAUGGUUUCUGGUUCAGUCUCUUCAAAUGAAUACAAACUCCAUUGGGUUAUUCCUCCUGCAAAUGUUUCAACAAGUCUUAACGAUUGGGCUUCCAGUCAACGGUUCCAAGUUGGAGACACCAUUCGAUUCAAGUACAAGAAAGAUUCGGUGAUGCAAGUGACAAAGGAGGGUUAUAUGCAAUGCAAUUCGUCGCACCCAAGAUUCUACUCGAAUACGGGCAAGACCCGGUUCAUGUUUGAUCACUCAGUUCCUUACUAUUUCAUAAGUGGAACGUCUGGUCACUGUGAAAAAGGUCAGAAAAUGAUCGUCGAGGUCAUGACUCACGACCGUACCACCACAUCCGUAGCUCCUACGCCUGCAAUUGCCGUUUGGUUGUGUUUCUUCAGCUUCACGUUAUCUCUUGUAGCUUAGUGUCAGUGUUAGAUUUAGGUUCAAAUUAGCUUGUUUAUGUUUGCUGCUUCUAUGGUAAUUUCGUAUUCUUUUAAAAAAAAAAUUAGAGCUCAUAUAUUUGCUAGUUGUAUAGUUUUAUAUAAACUUUUAUUUGUGAGUCUAGUCUCUCUUUUCUUAAUAUACCUAGUGGAGAUUGUUUGACAUUAAGAAAACACAUAGAUUUGUUUUUCAUUCCAUACCACUGUUUUCAUAAUUACCAUUUAAAUAAACAAAUAACACUUAAAAUUUCUUUUAAAAUAUACACUUAAAUGUGACAUAGCUUCCAAUUUUUUUUAAUGUUUUAGACCAUCUCUAAUGGUUUAUUCUUCUUUUUUUAGAGUAACUUUAUAAUAGAGUUGGAUGUUGCUCCAAUGGUACUAGAGUGAUGAAUAAAAAAUAAAAAAAUUAGUAAAAAGUAAUUUUACACUACUAUAGAGUAGAAAAUAGAGUACCAUUGGAGUAUUUUUACUCUAAACUCUAUUUUAGAAGAGAAAAAUAGAGUGGGGUUUGAGAUACCUUUACUAUUAUUACAAAAAAAUUAUUCGUUUAC
Molecule: messenger RNA, 1971 nt
Organism: Brassica napus (rape)
Lineage: Eukaryota; Viridiplantae; Streptophyta; Magnoliopsida; Brassicales; Brassicaceae
Product: early nodulin-like protein 1
Exons: 2
Coding region: 966-1403 (145 amino acids)
Cellular component (GO): plasma membrane
Molecular function (GO): electron transfer activity
Source: RefSeq, a predicted model, not a curated record